AUGGCAAACAGCAAAACUUCCAAGAUUCUCGUCAACUACAGCACCGAAACGGUCCGCUUUGAAUAUGAAUGCUCAUUUGAUAAGUUCACAACUCGAAUUGAAACUUUUGUCACUAAAGAGUUUGCUCCACCGGGCCGUCAAGAACCACUGUUCUCAUUGAGUAUAGACCCAUAUGAGGAUGAAGUCACUGUGAAUCUCCUUUUGAUUUCGCCUGAAAAGCUAAAAUGUAAAACGUCAGGAUGGCUGUUGACCAAGAAUGGGGAGAUCUGGAAAAAUAUUGAUUUUACCAAUGCCAUUUCUCAAAAUGAUUACGAAAUUAUAUAUAAUGAAAACCGUUCAGAAAUAACUGAUCCAAAAAACGGAUUGCUGCCAGAAGAUAUCUUCACUUUUUGUUGCGAGUUCACCUUAGAGUUGGAAACAAUUUAUGAAAAGCUGACCAUUGCUCGCCCAAUCCGAAAACUGGAUGACAAGAUGCAAGUACUGGAUGAUCUGGAAAAAUUGCUUCAAAGCGGCGAGUUCUCCGACUUUGAGUUCACCAUCGGCGAGCGAAAAUUUCCCGUUCACAAGGCAAUUCUGCACUCUCGCUCGCCCUACUUCAAGGCAAUGUUUAUGCAGGAUUUUGAAGAGAAAGCUUCCAACAGUGUGCCGAUUGAGGACAUCGACGCCGACAUGUUCACCGAACUGCUCGAGUACCUCUACACAUCAAAGCCUCCCGAGCUCACUGACGAAAUCAAGGCGAUUGAAGUGCUGAUCAUCGCUGACAAGUACCAACUUGAUUCUUUGAAAACGAUUGCUGAAAAUGAGCUCAGCGAAAAGAUGACCGCCGAGUCGAUGUUCAACUUGCUGAUGGUCGCCGACACGUACAACGCCGCAGUGCUCAAGGCUAACGCCAUGAAGUUCAUCGCCAGCAAGGCCACCUCAAUGGACAUUCUAAAGGCGCUUUUUGAAAAUGAACUCUUUGGUC
Rhagoletis zephyria (snowberry fruit fly) is the source of this 964-nucleotide messenger RNA. NCBI's taxonomy places the organism in Eukaryota, Metazoa, Arthropoda, Insecta, Diptera, Tephritidae. The record is from RefSeq and is a predicted model, not a curated record.